AUGGUGACGUCGAUCGACAAUGGAUUCAGAGAGGUGAAUCCAUCCUGUCUCAAGGAGAAUGGAGCACUCUUUGCCAGCUUCCAGGCAGCAGCAGCUAAAACUAAACAAAAGUCAGGACAAUCUUCCUCUCCGCCGCAUCUCUUCUACAUUGACCACAUUCUCAGCUCUUCGAGUUCUCCUCUCAUUAAUACCUCAGCAAUAACCGAAAAGAAGGCAAUUCAGUCAGCUCAUCACAGCUAUCACCAUAACCUCCCACAUAAGAAGAUGAUGCUCAGUUCUGCUGUUGCUGCUGAUAACUCCCAUCGAUUAUCUUCGGCAUCUCCGGAAAACACCACCGAUGAUGAUACCUGUGAAAGCCUUGAACAAGAGGAAACGGGAAUUGACUGUGAAGGCAGUGAAGGUGGUGAUAAUUUUGAGGGUGAGGAACUGGAAAGCUGUCAUGGAAGAAAUGGAAAUGGAGGUCGCAAAGUUCGUCGCAGUCGAACCACCUUCACCACCUUUCAGCUGCACCAGCUGGAGCGGGCUUUUGAGAAGACCCAAUACCCGGAUGUCUUCACACGAGAGGAGCUGGCGAUGCGCCUCGACCUCAGCGAGGCCAGAGUUCAG
This is a messenger RNA of Rhagoletis zephyria (snowberry fruit fly), 606 nucleotides long. Lineage: Eukaryota; Metazoa; Arthropoda; Insecta; Diptera; Tephritidae. The record is from RefSeq and is a predicted model, not a curated record.